Molecule: messenger RNA, 6888 nt
Organism: Coregonus sp. 'balchen'
Lineage: Eukaryota; Metazoa; Chordata; Actinopteri; Salmoniformes; Salmonidae
Source: the annotation of a GenBank genome assembly
ACGACAUAGAUCCGGACGUACUGGACAGCAUGCACUCUCUGGGCUGCUUCAGAGACAAGAACAAACUGAUGAAGGACCUGCUCUCGGACGAGUGAGUAGUGAAGGAGGGAGGAAGGAGGGCAGGGAGGGUGGGAGAGAUGCAUGGAAGGGAUGGGGAAGAGGGAGUGAGGAAGGAUGGAGGUGGGAGAGAGGAGGGAGGAGGGAGGGAUGGAUGACAAAUUAGGAAAUUGUGGGAGGGGAGACAUUGGAAGGACAGCGGGGGAGAGAAGCUUAGAGAACGAUUGGUUGGUGAAUGGGGGAGUGAACAUUGUGGAAGGUAGGCGGAGGAGAGGGAGAAAGGGAGGGGGGAGAGGGGGACAAGCUCCAGAGUCCUUGGGUUCUUAUGAAAUCCUUUGAACCUGUCGCUUUGGAUGUCAGCAGCCAUACAUCACUUUGCUGUUAUCACACAGCAUUGGCAGUGGUGCUUAAACCACCUGCUUCACACCUCCGUCUAACAAGCUCCUGGGUCACAUUGUUUCUGCACUGUCGGGAUUGUGUGUGUGUGAGUGGGCGCAGGAGAGAGAGAGAUAGUGUGAAUGUGCUCACCUUUAUGCAUUUGUGAUAGAGAGUAUAGUGUGUGUUUGUCUCACUGUUGGAGCAUUUAAGAGCGUCACACAUAAAGCAAAGCGACGAUGCCUUUAGGGAAGGGGUUGUGUGUUGAGAUUGUGUUACCUAUGACCUUCCUAAAGGUCUGUAAAGGUUGCAGUAUGGGUCUCUGAAGGUUCAGUUAUGAUUCGCUGUGAAGGGUCCAUGCAUCAUCCCUAUUUGUGACUAUUUUCAGAUUUUAAGUGCUCUUCAGUUUUCUGUUAUCUCUCUUAGUCAUUUAGCAGACGCUCUUAUCCAGAGCGACUUACAGUUAAGUGAGUGCAUACAUUUUUCAUACUGGCCCCCGUGGGAAUCGAACCCACAACCCUGGCGUUGCAAAUGCCAUGCUCUACCAACUGAGCUACACGGGGCCCUUUCUCUCCCCUUUUCUUAUUUGCCCUCUCUCCUUCGUUUCUCACCCUUUCUUCCGUCCUCUCCUCUCUUUCCUUACUCUUCCCUUUCUUUAUUUCCCCUCUCUCCUCUAACUCUCCUCUUCUUAUCAUCUCUCUACUCUAUCUCCUCGUUAUUCUCCUGUCUUCAAUCUCUCCUCUCCUCCUCCAGGUCUGAAAGCAAAAGAAAGUCAGAAGCUUUAAUUCCAUUUAUUCUUCUCUUCUCUUUUAGCUGAAGUUGCAGGUUUUCAUCUAUCGCUGCAUUCCCUAGACCCUUCUGUUUUACAUGCCGUAUUGCGAGCGGGGCACCGAGUUUCACAGCCAGAGGAAAACGAUCAUUCGUCUGGAUAGGCCAGAAAAUGUCACGUGCCGCUCCCUAUGCAAAUGAGAAGUUAGAUUUCACUCCAUCUCAGCUCAGGACGUAGAAGCAGGACAACCAGCUCUUUCACAGAGUGUACAGCAUUUGAUGUUGCACCAUUCACAGAGCGUUCUGUACAUGAAAAUGUCAGUCAGAACCGGUCCAGAAUCGCCUAAAAAGUCCCCUAAAUCAAGACAUUUUCGGAUUAUUUUUAUUUAACUGUUAUAUGGUCAUUGCUGUAGUUGUUUCAAUGUGUUAAUUGUGUUUGAAAAGGACAAACAUGAAAUUGACAGAUGAAUUAACUCAAUGUGCGUUGAAUGCUUUGGACGUAAUGAGCUUGGAGUGGCUGUAAUGUUAUUUUGAUAUAUACAGUGCAUUCGGAAAGUAUUCAGACCCCUUGUCUUUUUCCACAUUUUGUUACAUUACAGCCUUAUUCUAAAAUUGAUUAAAUACAUGUUUUUCCUAAUCAAUCUACACACAAUACCCCAUAAUGACAAAGUGAAAACAGGUUUUUAGACAUUUUUGCAAUUUAUAAAAAUAAAAAACAUAAAUACUUUACUUACAUAAGUAUUCAGACCCUUUGCUAUGAGACUCGAAAUUGAGCUCAGGUGAAUCCUGUUUCCAUUGAUCAUCAUUGAGAUGUUUCUACAACUAGGGGGGGAAAAAGAUGUAAUCCAUUUAAUAAUAAGGCUGUAACGUAACAAAAUGUGGAAAAAGUCAAGGGGUCUGAAUACUUUCCGAAUACACAGUAUAUAUAUAUAUAUAUAUAUAUAUAUAUAUAUAUAUAUAUAUAUAUAUAUAUAUAUAUAUAUAUAUAUAUAUAUAUAUAAAAUAUACUUUGAUUUAUACAGGGUGGGUCACCAUUGAGACCAGGGUCUCAUUUGCAAGGGAGUCCUGUGAACAUGAACAUACAGUAAAUAAGAUUAAUUCAAACGCGAUCUAAACUGUCCAAUGGAGACCGCCGAGUCUAAUUUCAAAGUGGCCUGAAGGCUAUUCCAUGAGCUGGGGGCAUAAAAACUAAAAUAAUUUUUCCCCAGGUCAGUGGAGACCUGCGGGACCUCCAAAACCAGCCAGUCCAGAGAACAGGUCUGAAAAUUGCUGGAUCUCCAGUAAAUACAUGAGCUGAGGUAGUGCGGGACUCUCUGAAGAACCACUUUAUAUAGUAGCCAAUGCUUGGCCCUUCUGGUAGUCAGAGACUCCCAGCCAACAGAAAUAUACAAAAUGCAGUGAUGUAUGUGAAAAAUGUCCCCAGUGUAAAAUGCAGUGCUGACUGAUAGACUGAAUCUAAAGGUUUUAAAGCAAAUGCUGCCGCAUUCAUGUAGAUUACGGUAUAUCACCAUAAUCAAGUUCUGGGAGAAACUUUGCUUAUACAAUCUUCCUUCUACUUUCCAAAGGGAUGCAGGAUUUAUUUCUAUGUAUAAAAGAAACCAAUCUUAAUUUUAAUUAAUUUUUUGUCUUUUUUUGUCUUUUUUGCUUAAGGUUUUUGUUGUUGUUGUUGUUGUUGUUGGUACUGAACAUUAUUCCAAUCCUGUUCUUCUCAAAAGAAGAAGGUAUAACUUUUGCUUGUUUAAAAAUUUAUAAUUUUGUCGAUGUCUAAUGAGGUAAUACAAAUUAUUUUUUCAGCUGUCAUGGAGCAUGAAGUCUUUAAAGGAAUGACAGUUGCUCCACUGAGAUUAUUGGCUGCUAUUAGCUACAAACUAUUAGUGUUGGUUAAUGUAGUAUCAACCAACCUGAUCUCCCUAUUCUUGCUCAGAUCACUCACCCUUUGUCAUCUUUCAUCUGCUCUGCAGAGAUAACCAGGAGAAGAUGAUCUACUUCCUGCUGUUGGACCGUAAGGAGAGGUACCCCAGCCAAGAGGACCAGAACCUGCCCCCACGCAACGAGAUUGGUAAAAUAAAACGACUAAGCCCCAAAGUCACAAGACAGUAGCAAUUGUAAAAUCUAUGUUGAUGGUGAAUCUUCUGUGUGUCAAGUCACGGAAAUGUAUCAAAUCAAGCACUGUGAGAAGGCCUCCCCACCUGAUUCAACUAGUCAAGGGCUUGAUAAUUAGUUAAGUUAAGUCAGGUGUGCUAGAUCUGGAAUAUAUUAAAUACAUGGAAUGACUGGGGAACCAAGGAGAGGUUUGAGUGUGAGCUAAUGUAUGUGCUUGACUGGCAAACUGCACUGUAGCUGGUGUGUGAUCCUCUCUCUCUCUUUCACACUCUCUCUCUCUCAAUUCAAUUCAAUUCAAUUUAAGGACUUUAUUGGCAUGGGAAAUGUAUGUUAACAUUGCCAAAGCAAGUGAAGUAGAUAGUAAACAAAAGUGAAAAACUAUAAAUAUUAACAGUAAACAUUACACUCAGAAGUUCCAAAAGAAUAAAGACAUUUCAAAUGUCAUAUUAUGUAUACAUACAGUGUGGUAACAAUGUGCAAAUAGUCAAAGUACAAAAGGGAAAAUAAAUAAACAUAAAUAUGGGUUGUAUUUACAAUGGUGUUCGUUCUUCACUGGUUGCCCUUUUCUUGUGGCAACAGGUCACAAAUCUUGCAGCUGUGAUGGCACACUGUGGUUUUUCACCCAGUAGAUAAGGGAGUUUAUCAAAAUUGGGUUUGUUUUUGAAUUCUUUGUGGAUCUCUGUAAUCUGAGGGAAAUAUGUGUCUCUAAUAUGGUCAGGAGGUUAGGAAGUGCAGCUCAGUUUCCACUUCAUUUUGUGGGCAGUGUGCACAUAGUCUGUCUUCUCUUGAGAGCCAGGUCUGCCUACAGCGGGCUUUCUCAAUAGCAAGGCUACGCUCACUGAGGCUGUACAUAGUCAAAGGUUUCCUUAAGUUUGGGUCAGUCACAGUGGUCAGGUAUUCUGCCACUGUGUACUCUCUGUUUAGAGCCAAAUAGCAUUCUAGUUUGCUCUGUUUUCUUGUUAAUUCUUUCCAAUAUGUCAAUUAAUUAUCUUUUAGUUUUUUCAUGAUUGUUUGGGUCUAAUUGUGUUGUUGUUGUUGUCCUGGGGCUCUGUGGGGUCUGUUUGUGUUUGUGAACAGAGCCCCAGGACCAGGUUAAUUAGGGGACUAUUCUCCAAGUUCAUCUCUCUGUAGGUGAUGGCUUUGUUAUGGAAGGUUUGGGAAUUGCUUCCUUUUAAGUGGUUAUAGAAGUUAACGGCUCUUUUUUGGAUUUUGAUAAUUAGCAGGUAUCGGCCUAAUUCUGCUCUGCAUGCAUUAUUUGGUGUUUUUCGUUGUACACAGAGGAUAUUUUGGCAGAAUUCUGCAUGCAGAGUCUGAGUUUGGUGUUUGUCCCAUUUUGUGAAUUCUUGGUUGGUGACUGAUUCAUGGGUUCUAUAACUGAUUCACGUAUUUUUUGCCAGAUCCUAAUUGGUAUGUCAAAUUGUAUGUUCCUUUUGAUGGCAUAGAAGGCCCUUCUUGCCUUGUCUCUCAGAUCGUUCACAGCUUUGUGGAAGUUACCUGUGGCGCUAAUGUUUAGGCCGAGGUAUGUAUAGUUGUUUGUGUGCUCUAGGGCAACGGUGUCUAGAUGGAAUUUGUAUUUGUGGUCCUGGCAACUGGACCUUUUUUGUAACACCAUUAUUUUUGUCUUACUAAGACUUACUGUCAGGGCCCAGGUCUGACAGAAUCUGUGCAGAAGAUCUAGGUGCUUCUGUAGGUCCUCCUUGGUUGGUGACAGAAGCACCAGAUCAUCAGAAAACAGUAGACAUUUGACUUCAGAUUCUAGUAGGGUGAGGCCAGGUGCUGCAGACUGUUCUAGUGCCCUCGCAAAUUCGUUGAUAUAUAUGUUGAAGAGGGUGGGGCUUAAACUGCAUCCCUGUCUCACCCCACGGCCCUGUGGAAAGAAAUGUGUGUGUUUUUUGCCAAUUUUAACUGCACACUUGUUGUUUUUGUACAUGGAUUUUAUAAUGUUGUAUGUUUUUCCCCCAACACCACUUUUACAUCAAUUUGUAUAGCAGACCCUCAUGCCAAAUUGAGUCAAAAGCUUUUUUGAAAUCAACAAAGCAUGAGAAAACGUUGCCUUUGUUUUGUUUUGUUUGUUUGUCAUUUAGGGUGUGCAGGGUGAAUACGUGGUCUGUCGUACGGUAAUUUGGUAAAAAGCCAAUUUGACAUUUGCUCAGUACAUUGUUUUCACUGAGGAAAUGAACUAGUCUGCUGUUAAUGAUAAUGCAGAUGAUUUUCCCGAGGUUGCUGUUGACGCAUAUCCCACGGUAGUUAUUGGUGUCAAAUUUGUCUCCACUUUUGUGGAUUGUGGUGAUCAGUCCUUGGUUCCAAAUAUUGGAGAAGGUGCCAGAGCUAAAGACGAUGUUAAAGAGUUUAAGUAUAGCCAAUUGGAAUUUGUGGUCUGUAUAUUUUAUCAUUUCAUUGAGGAUACCAUCAACACCACAGGCCUUUUUGGGUUGGCGGGUUUGUAUUUUCAUUUUCCAUUCAAUGUAAUUGUAGAAUCCAGUGGGUUCUGGUAGUCUUUAGUAGUUGAUUAUAAGAUUUGCAUUUGAUCGUGUAUAUGUUUUUGCUGUUUGUUCUUUGUUAUAGGGCCAAAAAGAUUGGAGAAGUGGUUUACCCAUACAUCUCCGUUUUGGAUAGAUAGCUCUUCGUAAUGUUGUUUGUUUAGUGUUUUCCAAUUUUCCCAGAAGUGGUUAGAGUCUAUGUAUUAUUCAAUUACAUUGAGCUGAUUUCUGACAUGCUGUUGCUUUUUUUUCCCGUAGUGUAUUUCUGUAUUGUUUUAGUGAUUCACCAUAGUGAAGGCGUAGGCUCAGGUUUUCUGGGUCUCUAUGUUUUUGGUUGGAUAGGUUUCUGAAUUUCUUUCUUAGGUUUUUGCAUUCUUCAUCAAACCAUUUGUCACUGUUGUUACUUUUCUUCGGUUUUCUGUUAGAGAUUUUUAGAUUUGAUAGGGAAGCUGAGAGGUCAAAUAUAUAGUUUCGUUUUUCUACUGCCAAGUUUACACCUUCACCAUUACAGUGGAACGUUUUGUCCAGGAAGUUGUCUAAAAGGGAUUGAAUUUGUUGUUGCCUAAUUGUUUUUUGGUAGGUUUCGACACUACUUUCCUUCCAUCCAUAGCAUUUCUUAAUAUUAUUCAGUUCCUUUGGCUUUGAUGCCUCAUGAUUGUGUAUUGCUCUGUUCAAGUAGACUGUGAUUUUGCUGUGGUCUGAUAGGGGUGACAGUGGGCUGACUCUCUCUCUCUCUCUCUCUCUCUCUCUCUCUCUCUCUCUCUCUCUCUCUCUCUCUCUCUCUCUCUCUCUCUCUCUGUCUCUCUCUCUCUCUCUGUCUCUCUCUCUCUCUCUCUCUCUCUGUCUCUCUCUCUCUGUCUCACUCCCCCUCCUAUCCUCAGACCCCCCCAGGAAGCGUGUGGACUCCCCCAUGCUGAACCGCCAUGGCAAGAGGAGACCGGAGAGGAACUCUAUGGAGGUGCUGAGUGUCACAGACGGAGGCUCCCCCGUACCCGCCAGGAGGGCCAUCGACAUGACACAGCACGGACAGAGGUACACAAACACACAGGAACAGAGGUACACACACAACCACACCCACACACACGCACACACACCAUUUGACUAU